GCUGCUGCCUAUGGCGGGCUAACCUGGGAAUACCAGCCCGGGAAUGGGGAGAUGACCUCAAGGGCGGACACGCACGCUGAGCAGGUGCCCGUGGUGCGCCUUGAUCAUUGGGUUGGACGGCAUUUGGGGGUGCAAGGACGAGUAGAGGUUCUGAAGAUCGACGUGGAGGGUGGGGAGUGGGAGGUGCUGCAGGGAGCUGAGCCGCUGCUCACCGCACAGCGUGUGCUCUGCGUGGUGCUGGAGUACUCCCACUUCUGGACCAGUGUCACCUUGAAGACGUUGUCUCGGUGGAUGUCAGACAAAGGCUACGAUGGUUACCUUCUGGGAAGCCAGCACUUGAUCCCUGUGAGUGGUGCGGAGAUGGAGUGGUGGCAUGAGCUCUACGAGGUUUGCGCACAGCCUGACUUGCGCAUCUACCGUGGCCUGGCGGGGUGGUGCUGGCUCAAUGCAGCCUUUGUCCUGCGACGCUCAAGGCUGGGAACGCUGGCAGCCCAGUGGGUCCCACGCGUGGGCGCAGGUGAAAAGUUGGAGUUUGGACUGCCAGCCAUGAGCUAUGAGAGUCUGGGAUUAAGAUGCAAGUUUUUUGGCCUGGCUUAUGAUCCUUCAGAAGACCUCUUGAAGCUUUGCCCUGCCUCCCUUGCCUUGCGAUUGCCUAGCACGUGGAGAAAGCUCGAGCGCUGUCAGCAGCGACCAGACCAUGAAAAACUCUGCAGUAUGCGUGUAUUGACAUCACUGAAAAGCUGUACAGCUUCCACCCUUUCAAACUGCAACCAGUGUAAGAUUGGUGAAAAGGUCAUCAUCAGCUCAGACACCAUGAUCGACAAGUAG
Molecule: messenger RNA, 828 nt
Organism: Symbiodinium pilosum
Lineage: Eukaryota; Dinophyceae; Suessiales; Symbiodiniaceae
Source: the annotation of a GenBank genome assembly